Molecule: messenger RNA, 6549 nt
Organism: Xiphias gladius (swordfish)
Lineage: Eukaryota; Metazoa; Chordata; Actinopteri; Istiophoriformes; Xiphiidae
Gene: tubgcp6
Product: tubulin, gamma complex associated protein 6
Exons: 25
Coding region: 354-6053 (1899 amino acids)
Biological process (GO): meiotic cell cycle; cytoplasmic microtubule organization; microtubule nucleation
Cellular component (GO): gamma-tubulin complex; equatorial microtubule organizing center; spindle pole
Molecular function (GO): gamma-tubulin binding; microtubule minus-end binding
Source: RefSeq, a predicted model, not a curated record
UUCUAAUUUUGUUGUAGCUUCGCGGCAAUUAAUGGGAGAUGAAUGAAGCGACUAGCUAGGCUUUAGCUAGCGACAACAAUAUCACAGCAUAUUAACUGGCACUAAUAUGCUGGAACAAUAGACCAUGGAGUAAUAAAGACACUAUUGGAGCUGCUUAGAGUGUCCACCGUCUGGGUUCUGUAUGCUUGGCCCAUAAACUAAACAGGAAAGCCUAUUGAUCCGGGAAUAGCUUGCCAAUAACAAACGUUAGCAUGCAUGGGAAGGAGUCGCCUGGGGUGGAUGCAAGACUGAAACUGUCAGCUGAAUCAAUUUAUAACACACCAUCUCGAGAGGGCUGAGGCAACAGUGGCAUCAUGUACCGGAGCCCUAAUAAUCCCAUGAAGCCCAGCUGCAACAGCAGCAGCAUCACUGAGCUGCUGAGUGCCCUGUGUGAUUGCAGCCUGUCUGGAGUAUCAUGGAAGCGCCGAGCCCUGGGUGGAAUCUCAAGAGAAGGUUUCCGCAAAGCUCUGAAGAAGCGUGCCUACGGUGCCCUGCUGUCCAAACUAUUUCAAGACGGCACCAAAGGUUCAGCCUCAGGACCAAGUGCCACAGCUAAUACGCCGCCCAGGAACAAAGUCAUGAUGAUAUGUUUUGACUUGCGGGUGGCAGGGUGCAGAGAGGAAGCAGAGAGGUUGGAGGAGCAUCUUGAGAGGCUGCCGGAGGGAGCAUCCUCUGGCCUGAAGGAAGUAGACGCAGUCCUCGAGCUCCUUGUGCACCUAGCCGGUUCAGCACCUCCACCCCCUACCUUUUUCAGCAGGGACUACAUGAGACGAGAGCGGCCCGUGCUGCGGAGGCCUCGACCCUGGGGCUACCAGAGCGAGGAGCUGCAGAGGUUGGAGGCCCGGGCGUGGGGGCUAGUGUGUGGGGAAGAAUGGGGGACUUUGGAAAGUUUGUUUGGAACUCAGAGGUUGAUGGAUGCUCCUCCGGGCACCGGGCUGCUGGCACUGAGGACUAAAUUGGAAGCGGAAGAAAGAUUUGACAAGGAGACCAGGAUGACGCUGUUCGGAGCACUGCAGCACACUCGCACUUCAGACAUAGACAUAAGACUGGACCUGCCUCCUAUUCCCAGUAAUAUUGAUGUAACUGGGCUGGCAAUCAGGGUCCCCCCCUGUUUAGAUCAGUCUGAGGAUGAGGGCUUCCAGUCAGCCUCUAAUCUAACCCCAGAUUCUCAGUCAGAGCCCAGUCCCAUUCCAGACAUUGAUAUAUGGGAGGCUGUCCGCACUUUUGAGCCUGGAAGGCGCCGCUGCUGGGAGUCUAUUGGCUGCCCACCAGGGAAAAGGGAGUCUCUCUAUCUGACAGAGGGAGGCAGGGAGGCCUUUGACCAGCUCUAUCGUCUAUGGGAGGGGGAGAUGAGAGUGGUGAGCACUAGUACACCCUCUCCUAUCCUCCCACUGCCCCUGGACUCUCAGACACAACUGGUAUCUGACCUCCUCAAUGUCCUGAUCGGAGUGGCGUCCACAACCUUCCCUCUUAACCAGAGUGUCCAGUUCGACGUCAGGCCUGGUGUGUGCGUGUCAGGAGCCUCUCCAGAGAGCGUGUCUCGUCUCUUGGGGGAGCUGGCCCAGUACGGCACCUACUACUUGAGGGUUAGCUGCUUUUCUCUGCAGAGUGCUGACAAGAAGGGCCUAGUCUUCCAGGCUUUUACAGGUGGUCUGAGGAAGUAUCUGCAUUACUACAGAGCUUGUGUUCUCAGCACUCCACCUACUCUCAGCCUGUUGACUAUUGGCUUCCUCUUUCGCAAAGUAGGCCGCCAACUCAGGUACCUGUCAGAACUGUGCUGUGUAGACGGGCCUCUGGGCUCAGGCCGGGCUACCUUCCCUGUGGGUGUUAAACUGAUGUCCUACCUGUACAAUGAAGCACAGAAUAACUGCAGCAACGAGAACUAUCCAGUCCUGCUGUCGCUGCUGAAGAGCAGCUGUGAACCUUAUACACGGUUCGUGUCUGACUGGGUGUAUAGUGGCGUGUUUCGAGAUGUUUAUGGAGAAUUCAUGAUCCAGGUCAAUGAGGAGUACCUCAGUUUCAGAGACAAACACUUCUGGGUUCAAGGCUACACUCUGAUCUCAAAGGAUGUGGAGGAUUGUGUUCCCAUCUUCCUGAGACACAUCGCCAAUGAUGUGUACGUCUGUGGAAAGACCAUCAACCUCCUCAAGAUCUGCUGCCCACAGCACUACAUCUGUUGGUCGGAGCUGCCGGUGCCUCGCAUUGCUGUCACUUUCUCCCUCCAGGAGGUGGAGGAGAUUGAGAGGGACUGCGCGGUAUACCGCGGACGCAUGGAGAGGAUUGCUAAGCACAGCGCCAUCAGCAGGGAGGAGCAGGCCCUGCGCACAGAGCAGGCACGCCAGGAGCUGAUCAAUCAGGUCAGAGAGUCAGCAGCCAAAACCCUGGAGAGCAUCCGCGGACGCCAGGUGUCACAACGUCUGGCCGAAGAGGCCAGGAAGAGGGAGCGUUUUGAGGAGCUGAAACAACACCUGGAGCAGGAGCAAGAGUGGCGAAGUGCCGCCAAGAAAAGGCAGGAGGAGGAUGACUUCAGCUUUGCCAGAGAGCUGAGGGACCGAGAAAAGAGACUACAAGCCCUGGAGGAGCAGCUGGAGCAGAGAGCCAGGAAGGAGCUGAUUGCUCAGUACAGCCGUCUGUCAGAGGAAGCAGCCCGCAGAGAGAGACGGGCCAUGUGGAGGGUGCAGCGAAUGAGACUUGAUGAAGCCCGUGCUCAGUUCUUCAUCCGUGACAGGCAGCACACUCAGGCAGUACUAGAGAAAUAUCCCUUAGGCCAGGAGAGACCUCCUGUAGAAGUGUUGCCUCCUGUUCCCUUGGCACAACAGACUGCACCACAACCAACCCUGGAAUCUCCCACUCAGGAGCCGUCUGAGCAGCAGCCAGCUGAGACUCAAGAAUCUGAUGCUGUAUCAUCACCACCACCUGGCGCAUCUUCAUCCACCCUCACCCCCCUUAUAGGACCAGACCCUGCCCUCAUCUCUGACGACAUUGAUAUCAAUGAUUUUCUCCAGAAGUCUGCCAGUCAGCAAGUGGAUAUGGCCCUACAGGAGAUUGGGUCUGACCUACCCGAAGUGUUCCCUACAGCGCUAAUUGACUAUGAUUUCAGUGCCCCCUUUAGUCCACUUGAGGGUAUCGCUGGUCAAGCCUCAGUUCAGCCCCGGCCUCGCUGGGGACCCUCAGUCCAGCCUGACUUGAUUCAAAGCCACCCCUCUUUCUCUCACAUUCCCAUAGGAGAGAAUAUGUCUCGAGUCCAAGAGAGUGUUCCCAAAGCCAGCCCCUUUGGUCAAGUCUCCAAAUCCAGCUUUCCUAUAGGCCAAUAUACCCUAGAGGAUCCCCAAAAUACGUCUAAAGCCAGUGUUUACAGACAUCCCUCUCAAGCCUCAGCACAGCCAGUAGAUGGGAGUGGUUCAGCUACAGAUGAAAAGCAAGAAGAAGCUGCACCUAUGGCACAACAGGAGACUGAAAUGGGGAUUUUGGAAAGUAAAUCAGAGGUAAAAGAAGAGUGUGAAACUGCUGAGCAUUCGCAAGAAGAUGGUGUGGUUGUUACUGCCCCCUAUAACACACUAUGGCAAGGCUUUGAUAAUGGUGACCACAAAGUAGUGACAAGUGUUUUUGACUGUAUUGGGGUUAAAUCACUUGAGGCAAUCACUCAGUACCAAAGGUCAGAUGCUCAAGAUAAAGCUGGUGAAAAUAUUUCUUCGCCAAAAAUUCAUGAUCAUGUCUCCAGUGCACACCUAAAGGCUGGAGAGCUAAUUUCAGAUGUUGUUGUCCCUCAACCGUCACCCAGCAUCCAUGGUCACUCCCUUGACGCUCACAUUAAGGUUGGAGAGUUUGGGUCAAAGGUGACUGCUCCUCUUCCAUCUCCUAAUAUCCACGGCCACGCCUCAGAUUCCCACAUCAAGAUUGGAGAACAUGUGUCAGAAGUUGAUGCUCCUCUACCUUCCUCCAGUCUUCACGGUCACUCUUCUGAUGCUCAUAUUAAAGUUGGGGAAAAUGUUUCAGAUUUUGUCUUUCUCUUUCCUACUCCGAACAUCCACGGUCAUGCCUCAGAUGCCCACAUCAAAGUUGGGGAGCAUGUUUCAAAUGUAGUUGCCCCUCUGCCCUCCCCUAACAUUCAUGGUCACAGUUCAGAUGGUCAUAUCAAAGUUGGGGAAAAUGUUUCAGAAGUUGUUGCAACACUUCCUACUCCCAGUAUCCAUGGUCACUCAUCUGACGCUAACAUAAAAGUAGGCGAGUUUGUGUCCAACAUAUCUGAAGCAAGACCUCGCAUGAGUAAGCAUGGGCACGCCUCAGACUGUAUGCUUCAAUCAGGCUGUGUGGUAUCUGGAGCUGAACCAGCCUUGUCCCCUCUGCCUGGAAGCUCUUAUGGUCACUCCUCAGACUCAACAUUAGGUGUUGGAUGUGUAGUUUUGGGAGAACCCAAACAUUCUCUACAUGGCAGUGCCCAUGGUCAUUCUUCAGACUCAAAUUUAGGCACCGGAUGUGUUGUGUCCCAAACUGAGCUACUUCCAUCACCCCUACCAGGCAGUGCCUACGGCCACUCCUCUGAUUCGACACUGGGCGUAGGUUGUGUGGUGUUGGGGACAGAGCCGCAACCCUCUGCACUACCAGGCAGUGUUUAUGGACACUCAUCAGAUUCUUCACUUGGAGUUGGAUGUGUGGUGAAGAGCAAAGGUAUUGGAGAUCAGCAGAAAACAGAGGACAAUGAAGAUAGUAAAGGUUCUAAGUUGGAGAACUCUGGUGAGCAGCUGGUUGAGGGCAUGGGGUCCUGGGCAGCUAGCUUCGGUUUGUCCCCUGGAGAAAAGUCUGAGCAGGAAUAUCUCUUGGCUUUGUCUGCUCAGUACCAGGUGGAACACUAUGAAGACUGCUACAACCUAAUGGCUUCGUCCCCCGAGUGUCAGAUGCUGAAGCAGGUAACUCGGGGCCCCUGGGGCCUUCCUAUGGAACCCACACUUCGCAGAGCUACAGACAGCACUGCAGUCCAACUCAGCGAGAUGGUUUCCCUGCCAGUUCUGAUAAAACACUCCGUCACCGCCCCGCUCAUCACACAUGUAUCUUUGGUGAACAAGGCAGUGGUGGACUACUUCUUUGUGGAGUUGGGAGUGGAGAGGCACUUUGAGGCACUGCGCCACUUCCUGCUGAUGGAGGACGGCGAGUUUGCGCAGUCCCUCAGUGAUCUGCUGUUUGAAAAGCUGGGCAGUGGGCAGACCCCUGGCGAGCUGCUGACCCCCUUGGUACUGAACUCCAUCCUCAGUAAGGCCCUGCAGUACAGCUUACACGGGGACACCCCCUUGGCCGGCAACUUCACCUUCGCUCUUCGCUUCCUCCCCGAGACCUUUCACCCACACGCACCUGACUCUCUCAACUGUCUGGAGCUACGCUACAAGGUGGACUGGCCGUUGAACAUCAUCAUCACGGACAGCUGCAUGAACAAGUACAACCGUCUGUUCUCGUUCCUGCUGCAGCUCAAACACAUGGUGUGGAGCCUCCGUGAUGUCUGGUUCCACCUCAAGAGAACGGCGCUGGUGAAAGGUGCGGGUCGCUCGGUGCAGUUUCGUCAGCUGCAGCUGUACAGACACGAGAUGCAGCACUUUGUCAAGGUGAUACAGGGAUACAUCGCCAAUCAGAUCCUGCAAGUGUCCUGGAGCGAGUUCACGGCCAAGCUGGCCACUGCCAGCGACCUGGAUGCCAUCCAUCGCACACAUGCAGACUACCUCAACAGAGCCAUCUUCAGGGGUUUGCUGACAGAGAAAGCGGCUCCGGUCAUGAACAUCAUCCACAGCAUCUUCAGCCUGAUCCUCAAGUUUCGGGCCCAGCUGAUCGCACAGCCCUGGGACAGCCAGCAGGGGGAGGCAGUGCACCCCAGCUUCAUUGCCAUGCAGCAGUCGUACAACACUUUCAAGUAUUACUCUCAUUUCCUUUUCAAAGUGGUGACCAAGCUGGUAAACCGAGGCUACCAGCCUCAUCUAGAGGAUUUCCUCCUUCGCAUUAACUUCAACAACUACUAUAAAGACUCCUGAGCCGUGUGUGUGUGUGUGUGUGUGUGUGUGUGUGUGUGUGUGUGUGAGAGAGUUUGAGCUUAAUAUAAGACAUGCUAUUUGUUAAAUACUUAAACAAUGCACCAUUGUGUACCAUGAGUGUUUACAUUUUUAGAAUCCCUUCUAAGACAAAGUACAGAUAGUCAGACGUAUAUAAUAAAUUAAGUUCUUCUGGCCUUCAUGUCAGUGUGCAAAAUACAUUAAAAAAACCCACCUGUACUCUUUAUUAGGGCGUGGAUUUGACAUUGAAACCACAUUAGGCAAUCAACCCCCAUAAGUCUGCAGGAUUUGAUCCACAUGCCCGUGUGCUUGAUUAAUUAGACUACUUCUAUAAUUUGUAAGCUGCCAAAGUUGGUAAUUGAGAUGGAGCUAAUGCCUCCCAUGCUCAGGUGUGCCUCCAGCUGUGUAGAUUUUAAGAGCAUAUAAAUUAAAUGUCAAUUAUAUGUAAAUACUAAAGGAAAAUGCUUUGCUCAAUAAA